AUCACAGACCAAGUCUGCCCCUGCCCUUGACUGCCUGGCUCAGGGUGGCUGGCAGAAUAGAUCUCCCAGCCAGGGGCUGGGGAGGUGCCCAGGGUGGGUGGGACAGAAUGUCGCUGGCUGCAUGGGGCAGGGAUCUGUCCACCUGGAAGGAGAGGCUACAACCCUGCAGGCAAUUGCUGGUGUCGGGAGUCUUUCGAAAGAGGUAUCAAGCUGGGGAGAGAUGGAAAAGAGAUGGGGAGAUUGGAGGGGCGUUGAGGAGAACCCUCUGGUGGAGGUUGGGAAGUGGGGAGGAGGGAAGGGAGAAGGAAGAAACCGGAGAGUGAGGUGGGGGGAAACGGAAUGGGGGGAGUAAAAUGCUAGGAAGAAAGUGAAGGAUGGGAGAAAAGAAAACGGAGGGUGAGGAGAAAGGCUGAUGAGAGGGAUGGAGAAAAAACAAAGGCGGAGCAAAGACAGGUGGAGAAGAGAAGCGACUGGGACGCGCGGGGAGGGGGAAGAGAGAGAGAGAAAUAGAGAGAAAGGGAGAGUGAGGGAGAGAGAGAGAGAGAGAGAGAGAGAGAGAGAGAGAGAGAGAGAGAGAGAGAGAGAGAGAAGCGCAGCAGGCCGGCGCGGGGCAGCAGAGGGCGCGGCGGCUGAGCUGAACGCGGCGCGGGACGCGCGUGGGGCGCAGCGGGCGGAGCGCGACCGGAGCCCCGGAGCCCCACGCGCCCGCAGCCUGGCGGACAACUGUUGCGGCGGCGCGCGUGGGCAGCCCCGCGCCCCUGCAGGCGGCUCCCGCGGGCGCCGGCUCCCGGCUGCAUAGCGAGGAGCGACCGGCGCGAGCACGAGGCAGCGCCGGACGGGUCAAUGCCAGCCGGAUGAUGACCAGUUGUGGCCAGCGGUCCCGGAACGUGCUCGCGGUAUUCUCCCUGUUGUUUCCUGCAGUCCUGUCCGCACAUUUCCGGGUCUGUGAGCCUUACACGGACCACAAAGGCCGCUACCACUUUGGUUUCCACUGCCCCCGGCUCUCGGACAACAAAACCUUCGUCCUUUGCUGUCACCAUAACAACACGGUCUUCAAAUACUGCUGCAACGAGACGGAGUUCCAGGCGGUCAUGCAGGCAAACCUCACAGCCGGCCCCGAAGGCUACAUGCACAACAACUACACUGCGCUUCUGGGAGUGUGGAUUUACGGCUUCUUUGUCCUCACACUGCUGGUCUUGGAUCUACUCUAUUAUUCCGCUAUGAACUACGAUAUUUGCAAGGUUUACCUGACGCGGUGGGGGAUCCAGGGACGGUGGAUGAAACAGGACCCCCGGCGGUGGGGGAACCCUGCUCGAGCCCCUCGGCCAGGACAGCCAGCCCCACAGCCACAGCCUCCCCCUGGUGCCCUGCCGCAAGCCCCCCAGGCCGUGCACACACUUCGGGGAGACACGCACAGCCCACCCCUGAUGGCCUUCCAGAGCUCAUCUGCCUGAGCCUCCUGACCUUCCCGGGCUGCUGGAGAUGCAAAUAGCACAAGAGUGGAAAACCCUUUUGCUGUGCCUCAGGAUGGAGGAGGCUAGAACCAGAGCACCUGGUGCAGCCUCCAAGAGCAGCUUCAACCAAGACACCAGGGAGAGCCGGGGCAGUGGCGUGGUAACAAAAGAGGAAAUACCACCUGUGCCCAGAACCCCCUUCCGUGAACUUCUGAGAUUAGGAGCAAACUCAGGGUCCGGGGACAGGGUGUAGGAAAGGGGCUCUGAGCCGCCUGUCUGCAAGCAAUAGUUCUCUUUGGGGCUGGUGGCUUCUGAGAAGAGACUCAGUGUGGACUGAGGUGACCAACAGUAAAUUGCCCUGACUGAUUCCAGCCAGAGGGAUUUGGGGCUGUGAGCUGUACCAUGGUCCAAACACUGACGUUUCCCCACCUCCACUCCCUCCAAUAGCGGCCCCCUUAGGCCUAUCCGUGUCGGGAUAUCGAACUUGAGUGUGUGCGAGCACAUGUGUGUGAUCAGGGUGUUUCUAUAUGUUCAGUCAGUUAGCUUUUAAUUGAGCCCCAUGGCCACUGCAGGCUCUCCGAUGAGUGCAAGUUGCCGUGUGGCUCAGGAGUCUUGCCCAUGUCCUUGUCUGUGGCUCAGGCCUCUUGCUUGGGCCAGCAACUGCGAGCUGGUGGAGUCCGGGCGGCAAAGGGCCCAGCCUUCCUGUGUCACAGGCAGUGGGGACUGGAGCAUACCAGUGACGGUCGGUUCUGGCGGGAUCUAUUCCCAUAGCAGCAGUAACGAGAAAGCAUCUUAACCGGCUUUGGGCAGCCUAGGUGGGAUGUGUGGUGUGUACAUCACAGCCCCUGGGAGGUGAGGGUGCUAAUGUCAUUGAAAACAGUGCAGCUUGGGGGAAGGGGUGCCACACUUAUAUGGCAGGAAGUGGUCAGCUCCAUAACUUGGCCCCAGGAUGACAGGAACCUGAGACUACGUCCUUGGGUUCCCAGGGUGUAUUAGGCUCCAUAACCCGGGUGCCCCAGGGUGGUCACUAGAGCACGUGUCCAACAUUUUCACAGCACCUCCAGCCCAGCUCCUCCCCCGCCUCACCCCCGAGCUCGCACUAGCCACAUGCCUGCUGUGCACCGGGCCAGGCAGAGAGGUCCAGAGGUGAGUGGAGGCUGGGCUUUGCCCUGGGGUGCCACAUCUGGAAGGGAAGAAACCAUGUGGCUAGAGUGAUGGGUCCAAUGGGAACCCAGAGCAGAGGAUUCUGUGAAGCUGUCCGCUUACAAUGGGGCUUUCUGAGUAAGCCUGGGAGCCCAAAGAGCUCUGCGUCUCUGCCCUGGGGCAUACAAAAGGAAGGACAUCCCCUCCCCCAGAAGUGACCCUGUAAAUCUCCAGAGGUCACAUUGCCAAUGUAGACAUGGCCAUCUCCCCCUACGAAAGAGGCCAAACUGUUCCUGCCCUCAGCCCUGUGAUCCAUUCUUCCUGAAGCUGCAUCCCUCCCUUGGCCAGCGCUGUCCCCAGGCAGAACGUCUGCAGGGGAAAGGAUCCUGGGGCUCGUAAGAUGAAGACUGUGUUAGCACACGAGCAAAGUGAUCACAGGCCCUCCUGCCUCAGUUUCCCCAGUGCUGAGAGGAAGGAGUCAUACCAGAUGUCGAGGCAACUUCUGGUUUUGGGUGGCUCUGGGUGACACUCUCACAGCUGCUUGCAAAGGGCUUGGAGCUACUUCCUCUGUGAAGCCUCCUCCCUCAGACACAGGAAGGGCCAUGGCUAUGCAGAUAGCAGGGUACUAUGUGGGGGUGGAGGUCCCCAUCAGAAGCCUCUAAGGGAAUAGCUGAAGGGCCCCAUGAGGCUUCUGAUUGGGAUCUGCUGGGAUGCACCUCUCAUGUAUGUGUCUGAGGCUAAGAAUCUAAACACUGUCCGGGACACAGGAGAACGCCCGUCCCCAGAGGACAACAUAACCUUUGACUUAGCAGGCCCUGAGCACCCUGCUCCCUCCCAGCUGGUUGACCCUGGCUCACCCACCACCCAACCUCUCUGAGCCUCCUCUCUUCCCUUGGCAAACAGGGGUUAGAGGUCAGGGUCUUUCCCAGUGCUGACUCCAGAGCUACUAGAAGCAAGAGCUGUGUCCAUGUGGGUGUGAGCACUCGGGUGGGCUGGAGGACCCCAGGUGGCCAUCAUGAAAAUCUGUCCCCUGCCCGUGGUUUCUGUGGGUGACAGAUGUGCCAAUUAGUAGCAUGUCCUAAAAGGACACAGAGUAGAGACAAAGUCCUGAACAGUUGUUGCGCUGUCUCUGCCGAGCUUCCCACUGCUGUCUCCUCCAGCUGCAACUGUCCUCUUUCCAUGAGCCUCAGGCGACAGUACAUGCCUGCAGCCACAAGUAGCCACAGGAAGCAGAGAAGCUGCAGACACGGGGUGCCCACAGAGGGUCACGGAAUGUCUUUGUGUCUGUCUGGCUUUGUCCCAGUGGGUACCCGAUGUCCCUAGUGAUCAGUGUUACACCUGUCAUCUGUGUGCUCUAGAACCUCCAUUCAGAACUCCUCCCUCCCUGGUUGGCUGCACCCACCAAGGAAAUGGCUUACUCAUCCCGUGUGGGAGUGGCCAAGCAUCUGAUGGUGACUGUAACCAGUAUGCAACAGGCCUUAAUCCAAACAGGAGCACACACACAUACACACACAAACAUGCAUAUCCAGGAACACACACAUGUGUGCACACACACACACACACACAAACAUGCAUAUCUAGGAACACACACAUGUGUGCACACACACAUAUACAUACACCCACACAUGUGAACAUACUUGUUCAUGUGUCCACACAUGCAGAUGCACACACACACAGUAUAUACAUAUGCACAUAUUCGUGUGUGCACGUCUAUACACACACCUAUGAGUGUCACUUACAUGUGUUCAGUAAUGAACACCUUUGAACAUACACAUGUAUACAUGACAACAGAAAUAGUCACCCAUGUAUGCAUACACACCCAUGGAUACCACAUGCACGUGUUCAAACAUGUAUAUACACACACACACACUUACAUGCACACACACAUGAACUCACACAUACAUGCUCCACAAGAGGCUGUAAGAAGAUCCUUGGGCUUCCAGACACUUUCUUAGUGGCUUGUUUUAACUUUCCAAUCUGGCUGCUUGUCCCCACUAACAGGAAUUGCUUGAGAGGUAAGCAUGAGAGUCCCCAGGCAUUUGGGCACAGGUGACAACCCGAGUGGCCUCCUGAGCAUUUCCUGUGUGUGUGAAGGGCAUGGAGCCAGCACACCGUUUACCGUCUGCUGGGGCAGUGCCCCGAGGCUGUCACACAGCUCACUGUGUGUGCGCGCACGUGUAUGUCUAUGUCUGCCUGGUCAGAGGACGGAGAAGAGGUGAUGUCCUGGGGCAAAGGUGUUCUGUACCCUCUAGAGGGUGAGGCUUCGUGCCUACCAUGUGUCAGGUACCACCAUGGCUUCCUGCCCUUUCCACAGCCGCACAAUGUGCCUGCACUUUAUGGCUGUGGUUGGAAUGACUGACAGCUGAGGCCAUCAGCACAGGGCCACAUACCAUCCCCAUGCUGCUCAAAUCCUCUUCUGUUCAGCAGACACUUGCUGAGCAGCCCCGGACACCCCUGCUGUGUCAUUGGCGCCCCCCUGAAACCGCUCCUGUGCAGACACAGGUGCUGCAUCAGAAAACAGGCAGUGGUCCCCUAACAGGCCGGUGGUCUACCAUUGCUGACCUGACUCUGUGCCUAACAGAAAACUUCCACUCCCCAAAAUAAAGACAGAACAUUUCUCUGUUCCUCCCACAAAAGUGACCUUGGAGGUGGUGUUGCCUGCCCCACUCCACCCUGUUCCCAGUCCAGACUCCAGCCAGGUAGUCGGUGCUAGAAAUGUUUGAUGAGUGAAUGGAUUUAACCACACGUCAGUCACUCGGUGGUUAACACUCCUAUCUUUACGUCAAAGCCCUAACCUGUUUACCCUUGACACAUUAGAACCGCCCUCUAAAACAUACAGAGUCCCCUUGCAGUUAGUGUCAACUGUAAAGUAAGCAUGGGGCCAGCAGCUAGAGACACAGGGCCACCAUGGCCUCCCAUCUGGUUACGGCUAGUAUCUGACUAGUGUGAGCUUUUAGGCCUGCGUCUCAGUUUCUCACAUCCAGUCUCUUCCCAUUACCCCCGCCGUCUGUGCUCAAGCUACCGGGAAAUGCCCCUUUUAAUAUCCACAGGUGAGCAUAUGGGCGAAGUGCAAUACCAGCAAAGCUGGAGGGCCAGAGCCCGGCCACCCUCGAGAGCAAGAGGCCUUCCUGCAAGUGACUUGCUCUCUCCGCCCUGGGUCAGUGGACCAAAGGAAGCAGACAGGACGGAGCGGGAAGGUAUCUCUAAGCUAGAAAUGCCAGGCUCGUGAAGAGCAGGCACGGGCAUCUCUCUCAGAGCCCAUGACCAGGAAAACCAAAAAGAAAAUAAAAACUGGUAUCACUAUUCUCCCCCUUCCUAGUCCGAUGUAAUAAUGGCGUGUGUUACACUGGCGCUGUCUUGCUGCGUUUGUCUUUCUAUAUAGUGGUUUUUAUAACGACUUCCUUAGUUUUAAUAAAGGAGAAAUCAAAUCAA
Molecule: messenger RNA, 6029 nt
Organism: Rattus norvegicus (Norway rat)
Lineage: Eukaryota; Metazoa; Chordata; Mammalia; Rodentia; Muridae
Gene: Shisal1
Product: shisa like 1
Cellular component (GO): membrane
Source: RefSeq, a predicted model, not a curated record